UAACACUCGAUGUCGACACUUGAUAUGCUUGACACUUCAAUAAUCCAUUAACCUGUACAUGUCAAAGGGCAUAUUAUUCUAGGAAGAUAGCUUAUAGUUUUAUUUAUAUCGUUUGUUAAUAUUUUUUUAGCGAAAGUUUAUAGAAGCAGUAAUUAUUAGUGAUAAGAUACACAUUAUAGAGGUUAGUGUUAGGGUUAUGGUAAUUGCAAAAUGGCCCAUAUUCAUAAGGAUGUCUUAAAAAACUUUUAUAAAGGCUUUAGUGAUGAUCUUAGAGACCCUGAGACAUGUAGACAACUACAGAAAAAAUAUCAAAAAAAAGUGGCAUGUCUUCGCGAAGAGAUAGAUUUAAACAACGAUUCUUCGUCUAUAGCACAGUCUGUAAGAAACAUUGAAAGUAAUGCAGAAAAAAUUAAAACUGUUUUAGAAGAGGCUGAAACGGUAACAAAUGUAUUAGAUCAAUAUUUAGAGAAGUUUCGAGAGCCAGUGGCAUAUUUUGAAUCAAAUUUAGAUAAACUCAAUAGAUUAGAAUGUACACUUCAAUAUUAUAAAGUUUUAGAGCGGAUAGAGCAGUUAAAUGUAGCACUUCAAAAAGAAAUGGCAAAAAAAGAUGAUGAACAGUGUGCAACAAUUUAUGCAAAUCUAUGUGAAAUUAACAGGCACCUUUAUAACUCUACAGCACGUAAUUUAAGGGAACACCUAAAGGAAGUUAUACUACAUUGGCAUAAUCUAUUAAAAGAGAAAUUUACUAAAGACCUUGAAGAGGUGUUAAAAACAGUAAAAUGGCCAUUUGUAAAUGUUAAUCUUUCUCUGCAAGAACCUUCCCAGAAUAAUAUAAAUAAACUGCAGAUUGUAGUUGAGUAUCUUUUGCAAAUUCAACCACCUGAGGAAAUUAAAAUUGGGGAAGAAAAGUCAGGUAUACUUUCUGACUUUAUGCCUUUAUGUUUACCCUUAGAACUGAUGAUUAGCCCUCUUAGGAAACGAUUUUUGUAUCACUUUUAUGGUCCACGAAAGACCAAUCGUGUUGACAAACCUGAAUGGUAUUUCACCCAAAUACUUGCCUGGAUUAGAGAUCAUAGUGAGUUUGUUGAAAAAUGGAUUCAACCUGUAGCUGACAGAAUGGGGAUGCACUAUAUUGAUACAAAAAUUGAAUUGAUGCGAGGAUUAAUUCAGUUAGCAGUAGAAAAACUAAAUUCUGACUUACCUACAUUACAGUAUGAUGAUUUCACCUUUUCCCAUAGCGUUGAUGAGGCUUUAGGAUUUGAUAAAGAGCUACGAGAGAGCUAUGGCUAUCCACCAAUUCAACCUGGAAUACUUUGUGUUCUCACACAACCACAAAUAUUUGUUAAAUGGCUAUCAAUGGAAAAAAAAUACGCCACUGAAAAAAUGGAUCUUAUGUUGUCACCUAAUUCUCCAGAAGCUUUUGAACCAAUUUUAACUGAUAUCGACGACUUUAAAGUAACAACGUGUGCUGACAUGUUUAUAACUUUAUUGCAAACAAUGACUGAUAGAUAUGAAUUAUUACCUCAACCCGGUCAUCGAUUGCAAUUCUUAGAGUUGCAGUUAGAACUGCUGGACGACUUUAGAGUAAGGCUUCUGCAAUUGGUUCAUGCAGAAGAGGGAAACAUAGUCGAAUCCAGAGUUCCCAUGAUUGUCAACACCUUAUUUUAUAUCGAAAACGUAUUGAUAGAUUGGGGAUCAAUGUUACAUUUUUUAAACUUGUUCUACUACAAAAAUCAGUUAAAAGAUGCGGAAUGUAUGAACAACUCAGUGGAUUUUUGUGAUGCAAACGAAGAAAAUGUUUUAACCGAGGUAGACACAGACUCAGUGUUCGCAGAUACGUUAAGUUUAUAUCGUCACAUGCGGAUUGAUUUAAUAUGCAACAUAUCAGAAUCCGUUUUUAUGGAAUGCAGAGCUAGAAGUAGAGACUACAGACACGAAGCGUGGGGCUCAAUUACAAAGUAUAAAGAUAUUCGCAGUUUUUCCUUAACUCCAUCUGCAUGUCCAAUAUUUGAAAUAUUAGCUAUUAGACUACAUCAACUACAAAAGAAAUUAACUAGUAAACUUUUUGCGGCUACAUGGAAAAAUUUGGCAAAAAAAUUGGACGAAUUCUUUUUCGACGAAUUAGUAAUGGAAAACAGAUUCAACGAAGGCGGUGCCUUACAACUUAAAUAUGAUAUAACAAGGAAUUUAUUUCCUCUUUUUUCACAAUAUACGAAUAGUCCAGAAAUUUAUUUUUGGAGAAUGGAGGAAACCUGUUCGCUUUUGAAUCUUUCAAAGGGAUCUGCUCUUUUAUUAAGAGAAACUUUAAUAGCUCUGGAAGGAGCAACAGGAGUUGAAGACCAAAGACCACAGGCAUUAAAGGAAGUUGGUGUGAUCAAUUUUCCUCCAAGAAAAGUUAUUGAAAUAUUAAAUCGACGAACUGAUAUUACAAUAAACAGAUUAAAUACCAUUGAUUAACAAUUAAUUAUUUAUACUGUCAUUUUUGUGAUCUUCCUAAUGUUGUUAAUAUUAGUGGCAC
This is a messenger RNA of Agrilus planipennis (emerald ash borer), 2518 nucleotides long. Its product is annotated as RINT1-like protein. Gene Ontology annotation, biological process: regulation of ER to Golgi vesicle-mediated transport; retrograde vesicle-mediated transport, Golgi to endoplasmic reticulum; endoplasmic reticulum to Golgi vesicle-mediated transport. Lineage: Eukaryota; Metazoa; Arthropoda; Insecta; Coleoptera; Buprestidae. The record is from RefSeq and is a predicted model, not a curated record. The transcript has 10 exons. Gene Ontology annotation, cellular component: Dsl1/NZR complex. The coding region runs from base 211 to 2457 and encodes 748 amino acids.